This is a messenger RNA of Giardia duodenalis, 507 nucleotides long. RefSeq names its product Eukaryotic initiation factor 4E. Gene Ontology annotation, molecular function: translation initiation factor activity; RNA 7-methylguanosine cap binding. Bases 1 to 507 code for a protein of 168 amino acids. The record is from RefSeq and is a predicted model, not a curated record. Lineage: Eukaryota; Fornicata; Diplomonadida; Hexamitidae. Gene Ontology annotation, cellular component: eukaryotic translation initiation factor 4F complex. Gene Ontology annotation, biological process: translational initiation. The transcript has a single exon.
AUGGAGGACAUUAUACUUGACGACGAGUGGACGCUUUUCUUUUCAAAUCAGGACCGGCACGGGGAUCAAAGCCAUCUAGCAGACUUUAUGGACAACAUACACCCGAUAAUGACGACGGACUCCCUUAAGGCCUUCUUCAAUUGCUAUCAGUUUUUGCGUCGGCCCAACGUUAUUGACUGUAAUCAGGGGUACCACUUCUUCAAGAAGGGAAUCCGACCGGCUUUCGAGGAUCCUGCGCAUGUCAAAUGCAUCAGGAUCAAGAUAAUGAUCGCGUCGGGCUAUGCAUCCAUGGUGUGGGAGUAUUUACUAAUGAUGAUUUUCAGGGGCCUUUUGGACGAGUGCCCGAAGGUCACCGGAAUAGAGUUCCGCAGGGGGAAGGUUGUUGCAAAUGAGUUUAUCGCCAUUUGGAUGCGUGACAAGACCGAUGAGGACCAGAAAAACCUGCUGGCCAUCCUGAAGAGGGAAUUCAAUCUCCAGGACACCAGCAUGUUCCACAUCCAGCCAUGA